Messenger RNA from Durusdinium trenchii, 276 nucleotides. Lineage: Eukaryota; Dinophyceae; Suessiales; Symbiodiniaceae. The record is from the annotation of a GenBank genome assembly.
AUGGCGCUUUCUGUGUUAGCCUGCUUAUCAACCGUGCUUGCAGCGCCAGCUGAUAUAGCCCUCGUUUUUGAGUCGCCUCAGUAUCUAUCUGAUUUGGCCAAGAACGUGGGUUCCAAGGUAGCUCUUCGGCAAUGCCCUGAACCCUACGAUGAUCUGAGCGCAGCCGACAGGAGUAGAACCACCGCUGUUGUGGGCAUGCCCCGGAACAUUACCAUCUUGGAGCAGCUGCCCAGCUUGACGCUGAUGCAAAGUUCUCACUAUAUGCGCCCUAUAUAG